GCCCCAUUUUUGUUCGUCCAAAGUAUUCUCUUUAGUAAAAAACCAACAAAAACAUUUUUUUUUUUAAUUUUUUUAAUUAUUAUUUUCUAGAGAGAAAAAGAAGAUAGAGAUCCGAGCUUCUUCUUCGUUUCAAAGCUUUGAUUUUCAGUCUUUGGAGUUUAGAGAGAGUGAGAAGAACAAUAAGCUUCUGGUGCUGCUGCGAAUUCGAGGUCAGAACGAGAGAUGAAUGGUAAUGAAGUAGAUGGAGGAGAAGAAGUCGUAAAAAUGGAGGAAUGUAAGGAAGAUAUUAUGGUGUAUAUGUGGGGUUAUCUACCCGGAGCUUCGCCGGAGAAAUCUCCGAUACUAUCUCCGGUACCGGUCCGGUUACCUGGAAAUGGAGAUUCUUGGAAAGACGUUUGUGGUGGAGGUUGUGGAUUUGCCAUGGCUAUCUCUGUGAAUGGGAAACUUAUAACGUGGGGUUCUGUGGAGGACGAAACCCAAAUCUAUCUGACUUCAGGGAAGCAUUCGGAAACUCCAGAACCCUUUCCCCUGCCAACUGAGGCUUCGGUAGUUAAGGCGGCUGCUGCUGGCUGGGCCCAUUGCGUUUCAGUUACAGGUAAUCUUUGGUUUUUAAAGACAGGUGAAGUAUUCACAUGGGGCUGGAAAGAAUGCAUUCCAUCUGGGAAAAUUAUCUGUGAUUUGGCUACUGUAGGAUGUUUGCAGAAGGAUACAGUAGGUAAACAAAGCUCAAUAAUACCAGAACAAGGUAACUUAAGGUCUCAAGGCUCUAGUUUGACAGCUGGAGCAGGUUCUCAUGAGAAUAAAAAGGCUGGAGAAGAAGUUGUGAAGAAAAGAAAAAUUACGCAAGCGAAACAAGAAUCUGAAAACUUGAUGUCUAGUGAAGAGUUCUUCGCUGUUUCACCCAGUAUUGUAACACUGGGUGCUGGAAUAAGGAUAAUCACAGUUGCUGCUGGUGGCAGGCACACUUUAGCGUUGUCAGAUAUGGGACAGGUGUGGGGUUGGGGCUAUGGAGGCGAAGGACAGCUAGGCUUGGGUUCUCGGGUAAAGAUGGUGUCUACCCCUCAUCUCAUACCUUGCAUUGACCCAACUCUUCCUGGGAAAGAUAGAUCUUCAGCAUUUUCACAAGAUAGCAAGAUUUUUUCAGCCCAAUCUUCUAAAGUUCCCGGAAGUUUUAUCAAGGCAAUUGCUUGUGGAGGUCGGCACAGUGCUGUAAUAACUGAUGCUGGGGCAUUGCUCACUUUUGGCUGGGGCCUGUACGGACAGUGUGGUCAAGGUGGUACAUAUGAUCAGUUAAGGCCAACAUAUGUGAAUUCGUUAUCAACUGUUCGAGUUGAAAAGGUAGCUGCGGGACUAUGGCAUACUCUCUGUGUAUCUGAUGAGGGUCUGGUAUAUGCUUUUGGGGGUAAUCAGUUUGGACAGUUGGGAACUGGCACCGACCAAAUUGAGACUGUACCCAAGCUUUUGGAUUCUUCAUGCUUGGAAGGGAAGAAUGCUAAAAUGGUAUCAUGUGGAGCUCGUCACAGUAUCAUAAGCACAGAAGACGGUGAGUUAUUUAGCUGGGGGUGGAACAAAUAUGGCCAACUUGGCUUGGGGGAUUCAGUUGACCGGGGUACCCCAUCGCAAGUUACAAGAAUCUCCGGUGUUGUGCCGAUAAACAUUGCAUGUGGUUGGUGGCACACCUUGAUGCUGGCUGAAACACCCAACUGAGCUACAGUUGAUGAUGCUAAAGAGAAAAAAACACAUGACAUAACGUGACAGUUUUGCUAGAAAUAGAAGACACAUUACUCAGAUUGGUUUGUCAGAUUCUCUCCCUCUCUCGCACACUUUUAGUCCUGUGUAACACCAACAUUGUACAUACUAUUAUUCUUCUCAGGAAAGCUUAGUUUUUUUCUCUCAUUCAAACGACACACUGGAAAUGAUCUGAUUUGUACACUAAGCUUAUAAAAAGUACAGCUAAAGAUUUAGCCUCUCCUUUUGCCGUGUCUUAUGAUGAUGGAUCAAAUCUUGUUGGAGAUGCGAUUUCUUGCAUGCUGUAGAAGAUGCAACAAAGGUAAAAAUACCUCCAUUCUGUGAAAACCCUUGGUAGCCUGGAUUAAAUUCCAAUGAAACAGAAAUUUUAGAAAAUUGUAAUUUUAGUAAGCUUUUUAACUUGAUUGUACUAUUAUUAUUAGUUUUAUUAAAGUUAAGAACAGUGAUAAUGAUAAUUAAGUUCUCAGUGUUGUUUGUGAA
Cannabis sativa is the source of this 2229-nucleotide messenger RNA. Its product is annotated as ultraviolet-B receptor UVR8. The record is from RefSeq and is a predicted model, not a curated record. NCBI's taxonomy places the organism in Eukaryota, Viridiplantae, Streptophyta, Magnoliopsida, Rosales, Cannabaceae. The transcript is spliced from 11 exons. The coding region runs from base 223 to 1707 and encodes 494 amino acids.